AACACACAUACACAAGUUCCCAAUACAUUGAGGAAGAACUCUCUCUCAUCUCUAGAAAUGGCUGGUUCCAGGCAUGUUUUCAUGUUGUCUUUGAUUGUCACAUUGUCGUUGUCAAGCAUUGAUAUGAGCUUGGCAGCUCGUCAUCUUUUGGUCACACCUCCGGCAGCUGCACCCCCAGCGCUGCCUACAAUCCCAUCUCUUCCCAAGGCUACACUGCCUCCUCUGCCCUCUGUGCCAACACUGCCUAAAACCACGUUGCCACCGCUGCCAUCUUCCCCUUUGCCAACACUUCCAACCCAACCCUCAUUGCCACCAUUGCCUUCAAACCCAAUGCCAACUCUACCAAAUCCAACUAUGCCAACCACUCCCAAGAUGACUCUACCUCCUCUUCCUUCCAGUACUCCAUUGCCCACCAUCCCAACUACAAUCCCAUCGAUUCCUACCAUUCCAAUAACGAUUCCAACAAUUCCUUUCUUCUCCCCACCACCAUCAAAGUGAAGUACCCGUAGUCUUUGAAACGCCAUGGGAGCAUUCUCUUUCUCCUACUGAUCCAGUUUUUGGAGAUUUCUGUGUCUGCCCCACUAUAUGAAGCGUUUCUGGAUCAGUGUGUUGGAGCCUGCCUUGGCUCUCUCUCUAUAUAUAUACUGCUGUUUUACGUGUUUGAAUAUUGCGUUGUUGUACGUGUCAUAUGAGAGACAUUAUUAUUUAGUCAUUUUAGAGUCAGAUUUUUAUUGUCAUUGAUGUAUUUGUCCUUACGAAUAAGAUUUCUUAUUUUCUUAUUUAACGA
Juglans regia (Persian walnut) is the source of this 787-nucleotide messenger RNA. RefSeq names its product proline-rich receptor-like protein kinase PERK2. The transcript has a single exon. Lineage: Eukaryota; Viridiplantae; Streptophyta; Magnoliopsida; Fagales; Juglandaceae. The coding region runs from base 58 to 498 and encodes 146 amino acids. The record is from RefSeq and is a predicted model, not a curated record.